Aureobasidium uvarum is the source of this 2196-nucleotide messenger RNA. Lineage: Eukaryota; Fungi; Ascomycota; Dothideomycetes; Dothideales; Saccotheciaceae. The record is from the annotation of a GenBank genome assembly.
AUGGCCACCGUACCAUCACCGAGCGCCAGCCUCUGGGCUGCCUUCCUCCUCCUGUUCACCCUCACACAGGCCUUCUACAUACCCGGAUGGUCAAUCAAGAGUUACAGCGAUGGCGAUGUGAUACCGCUGCUCGUCAACAAGGUCUACUCGGACAAGACACAGAUCCAAUACGCAUAUGCCGAACUUCCCUUCGUAUGCCCACCUAGCGGUCGUCGUCGAGUCGGCGGUCUCAUUUCUGGAUCGAGUAUCGCAUUGAACCUGGGCGAGGUACUCCGAGGCGAUCGUAUCGUUGUCAGUGACUAUGAACUGGAGAUGGGAAAAGACGAUGAGGUCCACUACCUCUGCAGUCACAAAGUCAACAGGGCAGGCCUGCAGAAGGCCCAAGAGAUUGUAAAAGACAACUACGUGGCCGAGUGGGUCGUCGACAACCUGCCCGGCGCAACCAACUUCGUGUCCACCGAUAAGACUCGCAAAUACUACGCCUCAGGCUUCAAGAUGGGCUUCCAAGACGGGGAUCCCACUACCGGCCGUCCGCGCUACUUCAUCAACAACCACGUCACGCUCGUUCUUCGCUACCACAUGGCUCCAGGAAGAGAUGGACAACGAGGCAAGAAGGUCAUAGUCGGGUUUGAGGUUUAUGCAAAGAGCAUCGAAGCUGGCAACAGAGACGCCCAGGGCAUACCCGCUUCCAUCACAGAUGUCAGCAAUGGCAUGGAGCUGACCAUGCGCAAGAACGGCACCGCUGCCGCCGCCGCCUACUACUCCUCUGAUUCGACCUACCAUCCAGCUACCAUCGACGACGUUGACGAAGAUGCCACUCUUACCAUUCCUUACACGUACUCCGUCUACUUCCGAGAAGAACCACACGUUGAGUGGCAGAAUCGCUGGAGUUUAUUCUUCGCCGACCAGGAUGAUACCACCGGCACCCACUGGUUCGCUAUUGUCAACUCGAUCAUCAUCUCUGGACUGCUCACGGCUGUUGUUGCAGUCAUCUUUGCACGCACCAUUCGUGGUGAUCUAAAGACCGCCAACAUUGAAGACGGUAAGCUCAGGGUCAAGCGCGGUAGGACUGGCACUCGCUCACCUCGCAAACCCGAUGAGAAAAUGGGAGGACUGCUCGACCAAGGCGAUGCCGACACCGACAUCUCGUCAGACGACGAGGCUGUGGAAGACCUCACUGGCUGGAAACUGGUUCACGCAGACGUCUUCCGUACCCCUGCAUAUGGUGGUGUCUUGGCCGCCCUUGUUGGAUCUGGAACUCAGCUGGUCUUCGUUGUCGCUGGUCUGAUCAUACUUUCUUGCUUCGGUAUCCUCAACCCGUCCUUUAGAGGCGGCUUUAUCAGCGUCGCCGUCGCUCUCUUCGUGCUCGCCGGCCUCAUUUCCGGAUACUUCAGUGCUCGUGUGUACAAGACUUUCUCUGGUCAGUUCUGGCAAAAGAAUUGUUUCGUCACCGCAACUCUUUUCCCUGGUCUUGUCUUCACAAUCAUAUUCAUUCUUAAUCUUUUCGUCUGGGCACAGGCUUCGAGCACCGCCCUACCAUUCGGAACACUCGUUGGUCUUGUCGCUCUCUGGCUCCUCAUCCAACUUCCUCUCGUCUAUGUUGGCUCCUGGUAUGGAUAUGUGCGCGUUGGAGCCUGGUCUCAUCCCAUUAGAGCAAGUGCCGUCCCUCGUCAAAUUCCCCAACAGAGCUGGUAUAUCCGCAGCUGGCAAAGCAUCCUUCUUGCAGGCCUGCCAGCAUUCUUUGUUGUGGCUAUUGAACUUAUGUUCGUCUUCAAGAGUAUCUGGCAAGACAAGAGUGGCUACUACUACGUAUUCGGCUUCCUCGCUGUUGUAGCAGUCAUGCUUGUUGCAGUGGUAAUGGAGGUUACAGUCAUAGCUGUGUAUAUCCAGCUAUGCUCCGAGGUAAAUUCUCGCUCCACCCAUCAAAUGAUUCCACAAACUAAUCUCAAUCAUAGNAACUAUCACUGGUGGUGGCAUAGUUUCAUGGUCGGUGCCUCGAGCAGCUUCUGGAUCUUCGCCUACUGCGUUUACUACUACUUCAACCACCUGCACAUCCAUGGCUUCGUGUCAUCGUUGCUCUUCUUCGCAUACUCGGGUCUUGCAUGCGCUGUUUACGCUCUCUUGACCGGAACUAUCGGGUUUCUGACUGCCUAUGCCUUUGUGCGUAGGAUAUAUGGUGCUAUCAAGACCGAUUGA